AUGCCACGAACAAUGCGCCUUUACAACAAUCUUUUUGGAGGAUGCAACAUCUUUGAUGGUACUCCUGAUGUGUUCAAGAAGCAAUGGACCGACAGUAUUUGGCGCACGGAUACGAGAGCUUCGUGGCAAAUUGCCGGAGCUGGAGACAAAUUAGUAAUUGUCGACUUCAAUGCUUCUUGGUGUGGUCCUUGCAAAGUCAUUGCUCCCCAUUUUGAACGUUUAGCUCACGAAUAUUCCGACACUGCACUUUUUCUGAAGGUCGAUGUCGAUGAAUGCGAAGAAGUUGCUUUAAGUCAAGGCGUCUCAGCGUUGCCCACUUUUGUCUUUUUCAAGAACCAGCAAGUUAUUGAUCGCGUUCAAGGUAGUCAGCCCAUUUUACUCGAAGGCAAGAUCAGGAGUCACGUAAGUGUCCAAAAUGUAGAAGCCUCAAAUCCUGAGUCAAAUCGCGAAGAGAGUUCAAGUUCGAAAUUUUCAUCCAAUACGAGAAAAUUUUUCAGACAUGAUACCGUAACUCGUGGAGUAUGUUUAAACACUUGUCAACAAAAAUUCAACAAUAGUUCUGAAUUUUCGAUGAAAAAAUUUGAAGUAGAUAAAGAGCUCUAUUACCCUGGAAUCGAAAUGGAUAAAAACACUAAGCAUCACAGAGAUCUUUACAAAAAUACCGUUAACCAAUGUGUUAACAAGGAACUGUCAAACGAGUAUGGCUUAGAAUCCUUCUCAGAGAUAGAAUUUUGUUCCACAGAAGAAACCGAAAAAUUCACCAUUGAUUUUCUCGAUUUGUUUGCCAUCGUCGUUGUAUCACUCCUUGUCGUAAUGUUGGUAAUUGGCACCUGGUAUGACGUUCAAUUGCAAAGUCAAAACCCAGAAAACCAGGAUCAUUAUUACAAAUAUCCAUUCAACGCAUCUCGCGUUUUAUUGGCUUUCUCAAUCCCUCGUAACUGGAAGCAACUGGUCAACCAACCGGAAUCAAAUAACAACAAUAACCGUCCACCCGUUGAUGAUUUUACCUUCUUUGAGUCUUUCAAAGUUAUUGUCAUGUUGGGAAAUACUGUCGUUCAUCUCUAUGCAGUUUUAAGUCUCCUUCCUUCGGUUAAUCACGAAGUCAUGGAAAUCAAUUCGCGUUCCUUGCUUUAUAGAAUAUUCUCGGGCGCUUCAUUUACAAAUCAAAUCUAUUUGGCAAUUGCUGGGUUUUUGUUGACUUUAGCUCCGGCGAAACAAAUUAAACAAGGAAAAGUUUUGACAAUGGAUGAUUUUUGGGAUGCCCUGAAGAAAAGAUAUUUGAGACUGACACCUUUGCAUGCAUUUGCGAUUCUUUUGGAAGCUACCUUGGUUAGUAAAAUGUAUUAUGGACCAGGAUGGACUCAGUUAGCGGGACAAGAAAGAGCUUAUUGCAGAACUAAUUGGUGGACUAAUUUGUUGUAUAUCAAUAAUUUUGUUGGAGCAGGAGAGCCUUGUAUUUUACCAACUUGGUACUUGGCAACUGAUAUGCAACUAUUUAUCUUCAGAUUUGUAUUUUUGGCGAUUAUUUCUCGAAUGCCAAGUCGUAAAACAAUUUUGUUCUUUGUAGCGUCGAUUGUUUCAAUGAUCAUUCCUGGAUAUAUUAUCUGGGUCCAUAACCUCGAUGGAGUCUAUGUUGGAAAUGUUGAGGCAGCUCGUUACUUCUACAGACACGAAACCUCAUACAAACACUUCCAUAUUCCAUUCUACGCCAGUAUGGGCAGCUACGUCUUUGGCAUCUUAACAGCUUUCAUAUAUCGCGAAAUCAAAGACCAAAAUAUCGACAUCAAACAAUACAAAUUAUUCACAUUUUUAUGGAAAGCCACAGUUCCCUUAAUUCUUUUCGGAUCAUUUGGAGCUCCUUAUCUCUUCUCAACGUUCAAUUUUGAGAAACCCGCUUUGUGGAUCAGUGCUUAUGGAGCCUUCCAUCGAAGUAUGUGGGGCUUAUUGCUCGGUGUGAUAAUUUUAGGUUAUACAACUGGAGGCUUGGGAGGACAAUGGAAGGCGUUCUUUAAUGCAAGUUUGUUCAGACCUCUUGGAAAAAUUAAUUUUGGAUUUUAUUUGACACACAUGACAAUGAUGAAAUUCAUUUUGGGCGACCAGAUAUCUCCUCAGUAUUUGAGCAAAGGAAAAUUUGUUUGGUUGACACUGAGCAUAACAUUCUUGUCUUACAUUUCUGGAGCAAUAGCUCAUCUUUUAGUGGAAUUACCAGCAGCAAAUUUACAAAAAGAAUGGCAAUCGAGACCAAACAAAGUAGAAAAUAAGAAAACAAACUAG
Culicoides brevitarsis is the source of this 2274-nucleotide messenger RNA. Its product is annotated as nose resistant to fluoxetine protein 6-like. Lineage: Eukaryota; Metazoa; Arthropoda; Insecta; Diptera; Ceratopogonidae. The coding region runs from base 1 to 2274 and encodes 757 amino acids. Gene Ontology annotation, molecular function: acyltransferase activity, transferring groups other than amino-acyl groups. The record is from RefSeq and is a predicted model, not a curated record. The transcript is spliced from 9 exons.